AUCUCUUUUGCUUGCGGAGCUUGAGAAGGAAGAGAAAGAGAAGGACUGGUAUUAUGCCCAGCUUCAGAACCUGACUAAAAGGAUUGAUAGUCUCCCCCUUACUGAAAAUUUCUCCUUGCAAACAGAUAUGACCAGAAGGCAGCUGGAGUAUGAGGCAAGGCAAAUCAGAGCUGCAAUGGAAGAACAACUAGGUACUUGUCAGGACAUGGAGAAGCGAGCACAGGCGAGAGUGGCGAGAAUUCAACAAAUAGAGAAGGACAUUCUUCGUAUAAGACAGCUCCUGCAAUCACAAGCAGCUGAAGCAGAGAGAGUACCUCAAAGCAAGCAUGAUGCAGGUUCCCAUGAUACAGAGAGGCAGAACGAAGGUCAAGGAGCAGCAGAAAACAGCAUGGCAACUACCAGUACUGGUCAGGGUUCUGCUGCUCGAAUGGACCACGAGACAGCCAGUGUUAUGAGCUCUAGUAAUAACUAUUCUGUUCCUCGCAGACUGACAAGUCAUCUGGGUACCAAGGUGGAAAUGGUGUAUUCAUUAUUAUCAAUGCUUGGUACUCAUGAUAAAGAUGACAUGUCAAGAACAUUGCUAGCAAUGUCUAGCUCCCAAGACAGCUGCAUAGCCAUGCGUCAGUCUGGAUGUCUUCCUCUCCUCAUCCAGCUUUUACAUGGCAACGAUAAAGACUCUGUCUUGUUAGGAAACUCUCGUGGUAGUAAAGAGGCCCGUGCCAGAGCCAGCGCAGCACUGCAUAACAUCAUUCACUCCCAGCCUGAUGAUAAGCGAGGCAGACGGGAAAUCCGUGUGCUCCAUCUUUUGGAGCAGAUCCGUGCUUACUGUGAAACGUGUUGGGAAUGGCAGGAAGCACAUGAGCAAGGCAUGGACCAAGACAAAAACCCAAUGCCUGCUCCAGUGGAUCACCAGAUCUGUCCCGCAGUGUGUGUUUUGAUGAAACUUUCAUUUGACGAAGAACACAGGCAUGCGAUGAAUGAGCUUGGAGGUUUGCAGGCCAUUGCUGAACUGUUGCAAGUGGAUUGUGAAAUGUAUGGACUUACAAAUGAUCACUAUAGUGUUACCUUAAGGAGGUAUGCUGGAAUGGCUCUGACAAACUUGACUUUUGGAGAUGUGGCAAACAAGGCUACAUUAUGUUCUAUGAAGGGCUGCAUGAGAGCUCUUGUAGCCCAACUGAAAUCUGAAAGUGAAGACUUACAGCAG
This is a messenger RNA of Fulmarus glacialis (Northern fulmar), 1204 nucleotides long. RefSeq names its product adenomatous polyposis coli protein-like. Gene Ontology annotation, molecular function: gamma-catenin binding; microtubule binding; beta-catenin binding. Lineage: Eukaryota; Metazoa; Chordata; Aves; Procellariiformes; Procellariidae. The record is from RefSeq and is a predicted model, not a curated record. Gene Ontology annotation, cellular component: beta-catenin destruction complex; catenin complex; cytoplasmic microtubule. The annotation marks the transcript as partial. The transcript is spliced from 9 exons. Gene Ontology annotation, biological process: positive regulation of protein catabolic process; nervous system development; negative regulation of microtubule depolymerization.